AUGGGGCCUACCCUGGCAGUUCCCACCCCAUACGGCUGUAUUGGCUGUAAACUGCCGCAGCCAGAUUACCCACCGGCUCUAAUCAUCUUUAUGUUCUGCGCAAUGGUCAUCACCAUAGUCGUAGACCUGAUCGGCAACUCCAUGGUCAUCUUGGCUGUGUCGAAGAACAAGAAGCUCCGAAAUUCUGGCAACAUCUUCGUGGUUAGCCUCUCUGUGGCUGAUAUGCUGGUGGCUAUCUACCCCUAUCCUCUGAUGCUGCACGCCAUGGCCAUUGGUGGCUGGGAUCUGAGCCAGUUACAGUGCCAGAUGGUUGGACUCAUCACAGGGCUGAGUGUGGUCGGUUCUAUCUUCAAUAUCGUGGCAAUUGCCAUCAACCGUUACUGCUACAUCUGUCACAGCCUCCAGUAUGAGCGCAUCUUCAGCGUGCGCAAUACCUGCAUUUACCUGGUUGUCACCUGGAUUAUGACCGUCCUGGCUGUCCUGCCCAACACGUACAUUGGCACCAUCGAGUAUGACCCUCGCACCUACACCUGCAUCUUCAACUACCUGAACAACCCUGCCUUCGCUGUGACCAUCGUCUGCACCCACUUUGUCCUCCCUUUGCUCAUAGUGGGUUUCUGCUACGUGCGGAUCUGGACCAAAGUGCUGGCGGCCCGUGACCCGGCUGGGCAGAAUCCUGACAACCAGCUUGCUGAGGUGCGCAAUUUUCUAACCAUGUUUGUGAUCUUCCUCCUCUUUGCAGUGUGCUGGUGCCCUAUCAACGUGCUCACUGUCUUGGUGGCCGUCAGUCCAAAGGAGAUGGCGGGCAGGAUCCCCAACUGGCUUUAUCUUGCAGCCUACUUCGUAGCCUACUUCAACAGCUGCCUCAAUGCUGUGAUCUACGGUCUCCUCAAUGAGAAUUUCCGAAGGGAAUACUGGACCAUCUUCCAUGCUAUGCGGCAUCCUAUCCUGUUCCUCUCUGGCCUCAUCACUGAUGUUCGGGAGAUGCGGGAGGCCCGAGCCUUCGCCCGCGCCCGCGCCCGCGCCCGUGACCAAGCCCGCGAACAAGACCGUGCCCGUGCCUGUCCUGCUGUGGAGGAAAUGCCGAUGAACGUCCGGAAUGUGCCACUACCCGGUGACGCUGCAGCCGGCCAACCCAGGUCUGCCUCUGUGCACCGCAAAUCUGCCUCCGGUCACCAUAAGUCUGUCUUUAGUCACUCCAAGCCUGCCUCUGGCCACCCCAAGUCUGCCACUGUCUACCCUAAGCCUGCCUCUGUCCACUUCAAGGCUGACUCUGUCCAUUUCAAGCCUGCCUCUGGCCACCCCAAGCCCGUCACUGGUCACCACGUCCCUGCUGGCAGCCACCCCAAGGCCACCUUCAGCCCUGCCACCAGCUGCCCUAAAGCCACCACUGGCCACACCAAGCCUGCCACCAGCCACCCCGAGCCUGCCGACUAUCCCGAGCCCGUUGCCACCAGCCACCUGGAGCCUGAACCCACAGCUGCUGGCCACCUAGAGUGCGACGUCACUGACCUCCCUGAGCCCGCCUCCAGCCCUGCCACCAAUGAUUACCGUGAGGUUGUGGUUCUUGAUGUUGAAGCUGAUUCUGAUGAAAUGUCUGUGUGA
Kogia breviceps (pygmy sperm whale) is the source of this 1605-nucleotide messenger RNA. It is a transcript of the gene GPR50, whose product is annotated as G protein-coupled receptor 50. Lineage: Eukaryota; Metazoa; Chordata; Mammalia; Artiodactyla; Physeteridae. Gene Ontology annotation, cellular component: plasma membrane. Gene Ontology annotation, biological process: G protein-coupled receptor signaling pathway. Bases 1 to 1605 code for a protein of 534 amino acids. The transcript has 2 exons. The record is from RefSeq and is a predicted model, not a curated record. Gene Ontology annotation, molecular function: melatonin receptor activity.